Molecule: messenger RNA, 1206 nt
Organism: Caenorhabditis sp. 36 PRJEB53466
Lineage: Eukaryota; Metazoa; Nematoda; Chromadorea; Rhabditida; Rhabditidae
Source: the annotation of a GenBank genome assembly
AUGGCUAUUUUUGCGGACUUGUUCAAAAUAGUGUACGCCACGUGGCGCCAGUAUCUCUACACCACUGGUGCGCUGUUUACAAUCGCCUGGAAAUGGGUGACCGAGGGAAAAGAGUACUUUGCGGAGGAAGUGUACGUGGAGCCAGAGUGUCUGAAGGACUGGAAUCACAAGUUUGUGCAGUUGGAAGAGAUUCGGAUGCACUAUGUGGAGGAAGGUCCCCAAGACGGCGAGGUUCUGCUCAUGGUGCACGGAUUUCCCGAGUUUUGGUAUUCGUGGAGAUUUCAGCUGGAAUACUUCAAGAAGACACACAGGUAAAUACUUGUAUUUGAUGCGGCCUUUGCGCGGUUAUCAGUCUGGAGUAUUGUUCAGAUGCAUCGCCAUCGACAUGCGCGGCUACAACCAGACGGACCGCCCGUCGGGCAUCUCCAGCUACAACGUCGUCCGUCUCGUCGACGACAUCCGUCAAUUCAUCGAGAUUCUCGGGCUCGAAAGAGUGACUCUGGCUGCUCACGACUGGGGAGCCAUCGUCUGCUGGCGCUUCUCCAUGCUCCAUCCGUCGCUCAUCGAUCGUCUCAUCGUCUGCAAUGUUCCCCAUCCGAUCGCGUUCUACGAAGUCUACAAAGUGAGCAAAGAGCAGAGAGACAAGAGUUGGUGAGGACAGUUCUAGAAACGUCUAAAAAAGGAACAAUUUCAGGUACAUUUACCUGUUCCAAUCGCAAAUGAUUCCUGAAAUUGCGAUGAAAUCGAACGGAAUGAAAAUGUUGGAUUCCAUGUUCCGAGGCCGGAAAGCGGGCAUCCGGAACUCGCGCAACUUCACCGAUCAGGACAUGCUCGCGUGGAAGCACGUCUUCAGUCAGCCAGGUCAGACAGGCGGGAACGUUCCCAUUCAUCCCCGACUGUUCAGGUGCCAUCACCGGACCGCUCAACUACUAUCGGGAUCUGUUCAACGCGCCGCCCAUCCCCACAAAACAGCAUAUUGUACAGCCGAAAGUGCUUAUAAUCUGGGGAGACGAGGACGCAUUUUUGGACAAAAAGGGCGCCGAGCUCUCCGUUCAAUUCUGCCGCGACUGUCAAGUGCAAAUGAUCCGUGGAGCUUCCCAUUGGGUACAGCAAGACCAGCCGGAACUGGUGAAUGCGGUCAUGGAGCACUUCAUGAACGAGGCGCAAUACUCGAAUCGGGAAAGAGAGAUAAAGUCGCAUUUGUGA